AUGUCUCCCUCUUCAUCCAACAACUACUCGUACGAGUACUUCAACGUCACCUUUCCCCAGCCCUACAUCGCGCACGUCGAGAUCAACCGGCCAGAGAAACUCAAUGCCUUUAUCGAGAUCAUGUGGCAAAACCUCGCCAAAAUCUUCACGCAGCUCUCGCACGACCCCUCCGUGCGCGCCAUCCUGCUCACCGGCGCCGGCGACCGCGCCUUCACAGCCGGGCUAGACGUGCACGCCGCCGCGCAGAGCGGGCCGCUCGCCGACGCCGAGAAAGAGGGCGCCAGUCAGGACGUUGCUAGGCGCGCCCUCUACAACCUCCGCCACAUAACCGACUUCCAAGCGUGCAUCACCGCGAUCGAAAAAUGCGAGAAGCCAACCCUCACCCUCCUCCACAGCCUCGCCUACGGCCUCGCGCUCGACAUCGCAUUAUCCACGGACCUGCGCAUAACCACCACUUCGACCCGCUUCGCCAUCAAAGAAGUCGACAUAGGCCUAGCCGCAGACAUCGGCACGCUGACGCGGCUGCCCAAAGCCGUGGGCAGCAUGGCGUGGGUCAAGGACGUCGCGCUGACGGGGCGCGUCUUCGGCGCCGAAGAGGCGCUGCGCGUGGGACUCGUGAGCGAGGUUGUGCAAGGCGGGAAAGAAGAGGGGGUGAGGAGGGCGCUGGAGGUGCUGGGGGUUGUGGCGCAGAAGAGCCCCGUGGCGGUUAGGGGCACGAAGGAGAUAUUGGAUUAUGGCUGGGGGAGGACGGUCGAGGAGGGUCUGCGCUACACGGCUGUCUGGAACAGCGCCAUGAUCCAGACGCAGGACAUCAAGGACGCGCUGCUCUCCGGCAUCCAGAAGCGGAAGCCCACGUUCGAGAAGCUGUAA
Messenger RNA from Aplosporella prunicola CBS 121167, 870 nucleotides. RefSeq lists its product as uncharacterized. Gene Ontology annotation, cellular component: mitochondrion. The coding region runs from base 1 to 870 and encodes 289 amino acids. Gene Ontology annotation, molecular function: delta(3,5)-delta(2,4)-dienoyl-CoA isomerase activity. The transcript is spliced from 5 exons. The record is from RefSeq and is a predicted model, not a curated record. NCBI's taxonomy places the organism in Eukaryota, Fungi, Ascomycota, Dothideomycetes, Botryosphaeriales, Aplosporellaceae.